AUGACAAUGAUGAAGAACAGGACAGAAGUGACACAGUUCAUCCUCAUGGGACUGACCAAUGACCCUGACCUGCAGCUUCCCCUCUUCAUCACCUUCCUCCUCAUAUACAUCAUAACCCUCAUGGGGAACCUGGGAAUGAUCUUAUUGAUUCUCUUGGAUUCUCGGCUCCAUACCCCCAUGUAUUUUUUCCUUGGUAACUUGUCCCUCGUUGACUUUGGUUACUCUUCAGCUGUCACUCCCAAAGUCAUGACUGGACUCCUAAUUGGAGACAAGAUCAUGUCUUACAAUGACUGUGCUACUCAGAUGUUCUUUUUUGCAGCCUUUGCUACUGUGGAAAAUUUCUUGUUGGCCUCAAUGGCCUAUGAUCGCUAUGUAGCAGUGUGCAAGCCCCUACACUAUGCCAGCUCCAUGAAUACAAGUAUGUGUGUGUAUCUGAUUAUGGGCUGCUAUGUCCUUGGUUUGUUGAAUGUCUCAGUCUACACUGGGGAUACAUUCAAUCUCUCCUUCUGUAAGUCUAAUGUGGUUCAUCAUUUUUUCUGUGAUAUGCCAGCGGUCAUGGCUCUCGCUUGCUCUGAUAGACAUGUUAAUGAGCUGGUUCUUAUUUGUCUAGCUAGCUUCAAUAUAUUCUUUGCUCUCAUAAUAAUAUUAGUGUCCUAUAUUAUGAUUUUCAUAAUGAUCUUAAAGAUGAACUCAGGAUCAGGGCAUCACAAGGCUAUAUCUACUUGUGCCUCCCACUUCACUGCAGUUUCUAUUUUCUAUGGAACUAUAAUCUUCAUGUAUUUGCAGCCCAGCUCUAGACAUGUAAUGGAUACUGACAAAAUUGUGUCUGUGUUCUACACCAUGGUCAUCCCUAUGCUGAACCCUCUAGUUUACAGCCUGAGAAACAAAGAGGUCAAGCGGGCAUUCAGAAAAAUGAUUCUAAAGGAAAAAUAA
Molecule: messenger RNA, 933 nt
Organism: Phodopus roborovskii (desert hamster)
Lineage: Eukaryota; Metazoa; Chordata; Mammalia; Rodentia; Cricetidae
Product: olfactory receptor 5B3
Exons: 1
Coding region: 1-933 (310 amino acids)
Biological process (GO): sensory perception of smell; G protein-coupled receptor signaling pathway
Cellular component (GO): membrane
Molecular function (GO): odorant binding; olfactory receptor activity; G protein-coupled receptor activity
Source: RefSeq, a predicted model, not a curated record